Messenger RNA from Callorhinchus milii (elephant shark), 1025 nucleotides. Its product is annotated as 14-3-3 protein gamma-B. The transcript is spliced from 3 exons. NCBI's taxonomy places the organism in Eukaryota, Metazoa, Chordata, Chondrichthyes, Chimaeriformes, Callorhinchidae. Gene Ontology annotation, biological process: signal transduction. Gene Ontology annotation, molecular function: protein kinase C binding. The coding region runs from base 170 to 913 and encodes 247 amino acids. Gene Ontology annotation, cellular component: cytoplasm. The record is from RefSeq and is a predicted model, not a curated record.
ACCCCCCACACACACACACACAAAAAAAAGAGCAAAGGGUGGAAAGGCGCACAGACAAAAGGCAACCCAACCGCCAGAGACACCCAGAUCCCACAUCACCACCAGCAGCAGCAGCACCAGCACCACCAGCAGCACCAGCAAGAAAGCCAUCAGCAGCAGCACAGCAGCCAUGGUAGACCGUGAGCAGCUUGUGCAGAAAGCCAGGCUGGCUGAGCAAGCCGAGAGGUACGAUGAUAUGGCAGCUGCAAUGAAAUCGGUGACCGAGUUGAACGAGGCCCUGUCCAACGAGGAGCGCAACUUGCUGUCCGUGGCCUACAAGAACGUGGUGGGCGCCCGGCGCUCGUCGUGGAGGGUGAUCAGCAGCAUCGAGCAGAAGACCUCGGCCGACGGCAACGAGAAGAAGAUCGAGAUGGUGCGCGCAUACAGGGAGAAGAUCGAGAAGGAGCUGGAGUCCGUGUGCCAGGACGUGCUGAACCUGCUGGACAACUACCUGAUCAAGAACUGCAGCGACACGCAGUACGAGAGCAAGGUCUUCUACCUGAAGAUGAAGGGCGACUACUACCGCUACCUGGCCGAGGUGGCCUCGGGCGAGAAGCGGACCGCGGUGGUGGAGUCCUCGGAGAAGGCGUACGGCGAGGCGCACGAGAUCAGCAAGGAGCACAUGCAGCCCACGCACCCCAUCCGGCUCGGCCUGGCCCUCAACUACUCCGUCUUCUACUACGAGAUCCAGAACGCCCCCGAGCAGGCCUGCCACCUGGCCAAGACCGCUUUCGACGACGCCAUCGCCGAGCUGGACACCCUGAACGAAGACUCCUACAAGGACUCCACGCUCAUCAUGCAGCUGCUCCGUGACAACUUGACUCUCUGGACAAGCGACCAGCAGGACGAGGAGGGCGGAGAGGGCAACAACUAAAUGGACCCCGGGGAGGGUUGAGGGUGGGGGGUUGCGUGUGUUGGCUAGUGCUCAGCUGACGACCCCUGUGGUUUUUUUUUCUCCCCCCCCCCACACUUCAAAGGGGGUGGGG